This is a messenger RNA of Osmia bicornis bicornis, 1412 nucleotides long. RefSeq names its product phytanoyl-CoA dioxygenase domain-containing protein 1 homolog (gene Phyhd1). The coding region runs from base 389 to 1237 and encodes 282 amino acids. The transcript is spliced from 6 exons. The record is from RefSeq and is a predicted model, not a curated record. Lineage: Eukaryota; Metazoa; Arthropoda; Insecta; Hymenoptera; Megachilidae.
CGUAACCGAUCUCUGAACUGAAAUCAAUUGGAAAAUCAACCCGUACAUACGCGUACAUGGCGUCGAGGAUGACCUGCAACAAGGGAUCGAGUGACUAAAGAUGACUCAGCCGGUCGGAAAGUGCAGUUUGAAAUUUCCUCGAUCGCGCGGUCACGUGUCACGACUCCGACUCGACCCGACCCGACUCGACCCGUUCCGACGUAACACGACUCGAGACGACUCGAGACGACUCGACUCCCCACGACUCGACCCGAUUCAGCACACACGCCUGCGGCUCACCUAGUCAUUUCGUAGGCGCAGUCGGUGACGGACGUGUUCGAGGCUCGCUCGCCCGUGUUCAGUAUACUAUACAACCGACCAGUCCAAGACUGGCUGUAACGGACAUAAAAUGAAGGACAUCCGAUCACAGUUCGAGAAGAAUGGCUUUGUCGUUUUGGAGGACUUCUUUCAACCGGAGGAGAUCGACGAGUUGAAAUUUUGCGGCGAAGAGUUCACGAAGAACCUACCUCCGGAAAAUGAAAGAAAAAUUUUCAAUUCAGUAGAUUCGCAGCAAAGUAAAGAUCAGUAUUUUCUGGAUAGCGCUAAUAAAAUCAGUUUGUUCUUCGAGGCUGAAGCUUUAGAGAACGAUGGAACGCUGAAGGUACACCCUCGAGUAUCUCUGAACAAGGUAGGUCAUGCUCUUCACUGGCUUCAUCCUACGUUCAAGAAGUACACGUUCGACGAAAGGGUAAAAGAAGCAGCUUUCCAACUAGAUUACGCGGAACCAGCUGUGUGUCAGUCAAUGUACAUUUACAAAAAUCCGGGUACUGGAUCUGAAGUGGUGAUGCAUCAAGAUGCAACGUAUCUAUACACCGAUCCAGUGAAACUAGUUGGUUUCUGGAUCGCCUUAGAGGAUUCUACCCAAGAAAAUGGAUGUCUAUGGAUCGCUCCAGGCUCUCAUCAAAGUGGAGUACACCGGCGUUAUACAAGAAACAAAGAUCCAGAUUCCAAAGAGUUGUUGUCAUACGACAGACCUGCACCCUGUUAUCAGCUUAGCAAUUUUCAACCUGUACCAGUCAGUAAAGGAACGUGUAUUCUCAUUCAUGGACAAGUAGUACAUUUCUCGUAUCCUAAUAAAAGUGACAAGUCGAGGCACGCUUAUACGUUUCAUGUGAUUGACACGCAGCAUGUAUCUUAUUCAAAAGAGAAUUGGUUACAACCACCUUCAGGAGGAUUUCCUAAACUUUACAGAAAUUAAAUUAACCGAAUGAAACGCUUGAAGUGUAUAUUUGAAAAGGAAAAAAAAAAGAUCACCAAGGAACGAGUAAUUUAGUACCGAUCACAAUGCUGGCUGUGCAUUUUUAUUUUUCACCUUGUACAAAAGUUACUUCUUGUAUUAUACAGACCUGUUAAUAAAAACACUUAAAAUAUUA